AUGGAAGAUGUUAUAGCACGCAUGCAAGAUGAAAAAAAUGGAAUUCCUAUUCGGACUGUCAAAAGCUUUCUUUCCAAGAUACCCAGUGUCUUCUCUGGAUCGGACAUUGUACAAUGGUUAACAAAGAACUUAACUAUAGAAGAUCCAGUGGAGGCUCUCCAUUUGGGGACAUUAAUGGCUGCCCAUGGCUAUUUCUUUCCAAUCUCAGAUCAUGUUCUCACAUUAAAGGAUGAUGGCACAUUUUACCGAUUUCAAACACCCUAUUUUUGGCCAUCAAAUUGUUGGGAACCGGAAAAUACAGACUAUGCUGUUUACCUCUGCAAGAGAACAAUGCAAAACAAAGCCCGGCUGGAGCUUGCAGACUAUGAAGCUCCUGGUUGUGUAAACACCACCGAAGUGGAUAUUAAAAAAUCAUCCAGAAUGAGGAAUCCUCACAAAACUCGGAAGUCAGUCUAUGGAUUACAAAAUGAUAUUCGAAGCCACAGCCCAACCCACACACCCAUUCCAGAAACUAAGCCUCCAACAGAAGAUGAAUUACAUCAACAGAUAAAAUAUUGGCAAAUACAGUUGGACAGACAUCGGUUAAAAAUGUCUAAAGUUGCUGAUAGUCUACUAAGCUACACAGAACAAUAUGUUGAAUAUGAUCCCUUUCUUGUGCCACCUGACCCUUCUAAUCCUUGGAUGUCAGAUGAUACCACUUUCUGGGAACUCGAAGCAAGCAAAGAACCUGGACAGCAGAGAGUUAAACGAUGGGGUUUUGGCAUGGAUGAAGCAUUGAAAGAUCCAGUUGGGAGAGAACAGUUCCUCAAAUUUCUGGAGUCAGAAUUCAGUUCAGAAAAUUUGAGGUUCUGGCUGGCAGUGGAAGACUUGAAGAAGAGAACAAUUCGGGAAGUCCCCACCCGAGUCCAGGAAAUAUGGCAGGAAUUUCUGGCUCCAGGUGCACCUAGUGCCAUUAAUUUGGAUUCCAAAAGCUAUGACAAAACAACACAAAAUGUGAAGGAGCCAGGACGGUACACAUUUGAAGAUGCUCAGGAGCAUAUUUAUAAACUGAUGAAAAGUGAUUCCUACCCACGUUUCAUACGAUCCAGUGCCUACCAGGAGCUGCUACAGGCAAAGAAAAAGUUGGGCAGCUCAAUGGAUCGCAGAACAUCUUUUGAAAAACUUGCACACAAUGUGGGCAGAAACAUCCCUAUUUUCCCAUGCCAUAAAAACUGUACACCAACACUGAGGGCCAGCACUAACCUGUUAUGA
This is a messenger RNA of Gracilinanus agilis (Agile Gracile Mouse Opossum), 1251 nucleotides long. RefSeq names its product regulator of G protein signaling 7 (gene RGS7). The record is from RefSeq and is a predicted model, not a curated record. The coding region runs from base 1 to 1251 and encodes 416 amino acids. Gene Ontology annotation, biological process: G protein-coupled receptor signaling pathway; regulation of G protein-coupled receptor signaling pathway; intracellular signal transduction. The transcript has 14 exons. NCBI's taxonomy places the organism in Eukaryota, Metazoa, Chordata, Mammalia, Didelphimorphia, Didelphidae.